GGUUAGCUAGCUCGAUUAGCUUGUCAACUCUUUUUCGUUUCGGUAAAAAAGUUUAUACUGGCUGUCAGAAAAGUUAUUAUCCUCGAGUUACAUUUAAUUGAGAAUUUGAAUUUAUUCAUCACUAGCUCAAUACCUUAAUAUGGUGAUUAUUAAUUCCUUUAAACACCCCGAGUCUCCUAUUAGGUAUCAACAGGAAGAUGUUCAAGUCUACUUGGACAAGAAAGAUUUGGGCCUGGGAACUUUAUUUGUUAGUGAAAGUACUUUAUGCUGGCAACAAGAAGAGAACAAUGGGUUUGCUAUUGAAUAUUCAAGUAUUUCCUUACAUGCUAUAUCUAAAGAUUUAAAUAUCCAUUCUACAGAAUGUGUAUACCUUGUGACAGAUGGACAUAUUACUAUGCCAGGUGACAGCCCACCUGUAAUUAAUGAAGAUGAUGAUAGUGAUGCAGAGUCCACUGAAGAUAUUUCUGAAAUAUUGUUUGUACCAAGAAAUACAGAAUCAAUUCCACAAAUUUAUGAAGCAAUUAAAGUUUGUCAAGAAUUGAAUCCGGAUCCCAUGGAUGAAGUAGGCGAAGAUGAGUUGAGUGAUGAUAACGAUGACAACUUAUAUGAAGAUGCUGAAGAUGAUCUGGAAGGAGAAUAUAAUAUUGGUGAAAGAGGGGGAGGUGAUGCAGAUGUAGAUGAUCUUUCUAGAAGAAUCCUGAGAAACAAUCUCAACAUUCAAAUAAAUUAUACAAACGGCACAACUGAAGAAGAUGACUUUCAAGAUGCCGACUGAAUAUUACAAUAAGCCGUUUUAUACUUUUCUAAUUUGUUUAGAGUUAGUUGUUUUUUUAUUUUUUUGUUAUUUACUCCAACAUCCUAUGGAUGCAUAAGGAGAUAUCAAGAGAAAACUAAUUUAAAAUAAAUUCAGUUUUUGUGCUAA
Messenger RNA from Diabrotica balteata, 922 nucleotides. The record is from the annotation of a GenBank genome assembly. Lineage: Eukaryota; Metazoa; Arthropoda; Insecta; Coleoptera; Chrysomelidae.